This is a messenger RNA of Ciona intestinalis (vase tunicate), 3390 nucleotides long. The record is from RefSeq and is a predicted model, not a curated record. NCBI's taxonomy places the organism in Eukaryota, Metazoa, Chordata, Ascidiacea, Phlebobranchia, Cionidae.
CUGUAAUUAAAGGGUAGAUUUUUUCCUUUAAAAUGGAUUUAAAAAUUGAAAGACUGAACAUGGACCAUGAGGAUAAAGUUGUUAAGCUUGUCACAUCAACUUACACUAAAUCUGAAGUAUUUCGGUCAGGAACAACAAUGAAUGUGUCAAGUGACCUGUUUACCGAGCUUGAUACUGCAAGAGCCAAGGCAAAACUUAGGCAAGGCUUAUCUUUUGGUAUUUUUCAUGAAAAAAAUGGUCUUGUCGCUGUCACAUUGAAUGUGAUACGACUGAAAUCAAAUAAUAGUUCUUAUCAGGAAACCUCGGGAGUCUAUAAAGAUACACAUUGGACCAACUGUACUGUUCGAAUAGUUGAACAAUUACGUAGCAUUAUGGAGACAAAACUGGAUCCACAAAAAGCAUUUCUUCUCUCCAUGACAUCUGUACAUCCAGACUUUCGUCGAAUUGGAUUAUCCAAGCAACUUACACACAAAUGUGAGGAGCUUGCUAUUGAGGAGGAUUGCGAUUACAUCAUUUCAAUGGUUUCAUCUGGUUACAGAUUACAAGGCUUACUAAAAUUAGGAUACAGCAUUGCUGGGCAGAUUGAUCUUCGUACUUAUUAUGAUGAUGUGGCCGGCACUAAACCAUUUUCUGCAUGUGUGGCACCAGAUUACUAUUUUACUUUAUGCUACAAAGCACUAUAAUUUCUAAUCAACUAAUAAAUCAUAAUGAAAAUUAUGUAGCUUUUUAUGUAGAGUUAUGUACCUCAUUAAUGUUUCUACUUAUGUGCAAUCUUAAAUAUUUCUGUAAUUAAUUUUUUAUUAACUAGGUCUAUGCAGUAUAUGUAUUAGUUAAAAUAGCAUAUGCUUUAUAUUUUAUUUUUACAUUCGAGCUAUACUAAGUACUUCGUAUUCUUCAUUUAAAACAAGUGUUCUAUUCUAAAGGUUUUGGUAGUUUGACACAUGCAAUAUAUACAUUACAUAGUACAAUUAUGUAUAAAUGUUUAUUGUUUAGUUUAAAAUCCACUUAUUAUAUUUAUUUAAUUUUGUCUUGGUAAUUUCUUUAUUAUUUAUUAUUAUUAAUUAACAUAUUUAAUAUCCCAAACAGGUAUUUUUAUUGUAAAGCUAUUGGUAUUUUGACUUAUGUAAUAGGUUAGCAUUAGGAAAUAAACAAAAAAAUAGAGCAAAGACAGCGACAGUGUUUCCUUCAUGCCUCGAAUUGUCUCAAAUAUGUCACGUCAUGAAGGUGUUAGUUGUGACAACUGCUUGAAAAGCAACUUUGAGGGAAAACGAUUUAAAUGCUUGAUUUGUUAUGAUUAUGACUUAUGCGAAAGUUGUCAUGUGUUUGAAAUAAAUACUUCCCGACAUUCCUCUACUCACCCCAUGCAGUGCAUUUUAACAAGGAAUGAAUUUGAAUUAUAUUACGGUGGUGAGAACAUUUCCCCUGAGUCUCCUCCUUCGUUUGUUUGCCCUUUCUGCGCCAAACUUGGAUUUACUGAGGCUUUGCUUCACGAGCAUGUUAAUAAAGAACAUGCUGAUGCACAUUCAGAAGUGGUGUGUCCAAUAUGUGCUGCAUUGCCUUCCGGUGAUCCUAACCUGGUAACAGACGAGUUGGCGACUCAUUUAUCAAUGGAGCACCGAGCACCCAGGGAUGCUGAGGAUCAAGCUGGUGGAAGACAUAUACGACGUAUGUUUUACCCUGGUCGAGGCAUGAGGAGUCGCAACCAUCGUAACAUGCACUUCUCAAGUGGACCAGCGACGUCUGCCAUACCUACACCAGCAGUCGCCAAUAAUAACGUUGCAUCUUCGGUUAUAUCAGCGGGCAGAGACUCAAUGGACCCGAUUGCUGAACUUUUAUCUCAACUGAGCGGAGUACGCAGGAGUGCUCAACAAUUACAACAAACAGUAACAACAUCGUCCCAACUACAAGAACUACAAUCUCAGCUUCAAAUGGAGCGACAAAGAGCAGCAGAACUAAGACAGCAGCUUGAGAGGUUUCCAAGCAAGUCAAACCCGAGCACCAACCAUGGAGUUCAUGUCCAGCCCUCUGGUGGUGGGAAUAACUCGUCGAAAUCUGCCACAAAGCGGCCAAACUGUAACGUUCACUCUGAUGAUGAUGAUGAUAGUAGAUAUCUAUUGUCAAAUUUGGACGAACUGAACUUGUCGAGCAAAGAAAAAGAGCAGCAGAGUAACGAAGAUGGCCAACGUAGCUUGUUUGUGCAAGAACUUUUGCUUUCAAUUUUCUCCGAGGGUGCGGACAGUCACCUUGAACAAGAUGGCUCCCCACCGCUCCAUAUGCAACGAGCCAUGCCUACCGAGUGCCCUCUGCUUGCUUCCACACCAAACAAUACCACUUCAAGUGGUCGACCUUUAGAAUCAUCUUCCGAAAUCUCGGAGGACAGGGGGCCGUGGGUGAAAGAUGGGAAUAAAUCUUCUUCAAAUAACAAAGAAGACACCGGCGUAGGACACUCAAUGUCGUCAGGAAACGCGCAGUCUCCGCUUGCCCCAUCACUCAGUGAGGCAUGCGAGAGUCCUCAGUUUGCGGAUGUACAACCAACAGGAUCAAGAUCGGCUCCUGUUCUCACUCCUGAUUCAAGCGAUCGCUUGUCCUCUGAUCCUGAGCGAUGGAUUUACAGAGAAGAUGACGAUUCUAAGGACAGUGAUGAAGAUAAACCGCCGUCACCCACCCCAAUGCUCAACAUGCGCAUACCAGGCCGAAUGUUCGGGGCUGGGGCACGACCUGUUCGCGUGGCUGGUGGCGUUGGUGGUGCCGCUGUUAAUGAUUUUAAUCGGGAUGAAGUGUCUUCUAGUACGUUAACCAAACAUAUUCGUUAACACCAAAAUUGCGCUUCUUGCAAGCAAAUACGUUGACUGCGUAAUAAAGUGCCGAGUUGCUUUGCUUCGGUCUUAUUUAUUACUUCCUGUGGUGGAAACGAGACACAAAAUGCAUGGUGUGUUGCUUUGUCUUAGCCGCGUUUGUAUCUAUCUAUAUACACGGUCUUUUAUUUAAGCGCGACUCUGUGAGUUUUCUUGUAUUUAGGAAAAAGUUCUUUCUCCAGGAGUUGGAGUCGUAAUUAUAGAAAUAGAUGCCAGUUGUCGCAUGGUGACUAACACUCCUCACAUAAUAUAUGAAUACUGGCAUCAAUUAUCAUUUGUCACUUUGAUUGAUUUUUAGAACCACUCGGUUGCUCAGUGGAGCAAUGACUGAGUUAACGUAUAUGUAAAGUUAAAUAUUGUGCUUUUGUGCGUUUAGCUCAUACUGUUAUUUAAAUUUUCAUUAAAAGUCCUUUUUAUCCACAAACUAUUGAAACAUUAAGUUUAAACUCUGGAUAUCAUCUACGUUUCGCAUAGAUUUGUCAAAAUGUUGUUUAAUUAAAGUUUGCAUUAUUAAACGAAAUACGUGGAGUUGUCA